Cyprinodon tularosa is the source of this 2883-nucleotide messenger RNA. It is a transcript of the gene camk2a, whose product is annotated as calcium/calmodulin-dependent protein kinase II alpha. Bases 225 to 1661 code for a protein of 478 amino acids. Lineage: Eukaryota; Metazoa; Chordata; Actinopteri; Cyprinodontiformes; Cyprinodontidae. The transcript has 18 exons. Gene Ontology annotation, biological process: protein phosphorylation. Gene Ontology annotation, molecular function: ATP binding; calmodulin binding; calcium/calmodulin-dependent protein kinase activity. Gene Ontology annotation, cellular component: cytoplasm; neuron projection. The record is from RefSeq and is a predicted model, not a curated record.
UCACUUUCUGUUGCAUUUCAGCUCAGAGAGACGAAGAGACGCUCCUCUUCCUCACUGCUCUCUCCCUCCAUCUUCCUCCUACUCCUCCUCCUCCUAUUCCACUUUGCUGGCUCUCCUCUUCCUCCUCCUCCUCAGACAGACGGACUGGUCCAACUCCUCACCUUCAUCGCUUCAACCAUCAUCAUCUUCAGAGGAAGAAGACAGGGAGCCCCCUGACCCUCGCCAUGGCAACGGUCAUCAGCACGCGGUUCUCUGAUGAGUACCAGCUUUACGAGGAGCUGGGGAAGGGAGCGUUUUCAGUGGUGCGUCGCUGUGUGAAGGUUCUGUCGGGUCAGGAGUACGCCGCCAAGAUCAUCAACACCAAGAAACUGUCUGCUCGAGAUCACCAGAAGUUGGAUCGAGAAGCUCGAAUCUGUCGUUUACUGAAACACCCCAACAUCGUUCGGCUCCAUGACAGCAUUUCAGAGGAGGCUCACCACUACCUCAUCUUUGACCUGGUCACAGGUGGAGAGCUGUUUGAAGAUAUCGUAGCCAGAGAAUAUUACAGCGAAGCCGACGCCAGCCACUGCAUCCAGCAGAUCUUGGAGGCGGUGCUUCACUGUCAUCAGAUGGGUGUGGUCCAUCGAGACCUGAAGCCAGAGAACCUGCUGCUGGCCUCCAAAUCUAAAGGAGCAGCCGUGAAGCUGGCAGACUUUGGCCUGGCCAUUGAGGUGGAGGGAGACCAGCAGGCUUGGUUUGGCUUUGCAGGAACACCCGGUUAUCUGUCCCCAGAGGUUCUGAGGAAGGAUCCAUAUGGGAAGGCUGUCGACCUCUGGGCCUGCGGUGUGAUUCUCUACAUCCUGCUGGUCGGCUAUCCUCCAUUCUGGGAUGAAGACCAGCAUCGUCUCUACCAGCAGAUCAAAGCCGGAGCUUAUGAUUUUCCUUCCCCAGAGUGGGACACGGUGACUCCUGAAGCCAAAGAUCUGAUCAACAAGAUGUUGACCAUCAACCCGGCCAAACGGAUCACAGCGGCAGAGGCACUCAAACAUCCCUGGAUCUCUCAUCGUUCCACAGUUGCAUCCUGUAUGCAUCGACAAGAGACUGUCGAGUGUUUGAAGAAAUUCAAUGCCAGGAGGAAGCUGAAGGGAGCCAUCCUGACCACCAUGCUGGCCACCAGGAACUUCUCUGGAGGAAAGAGUGGAAGCAACAAGAAGGCAGAUGGAGUCAAGGAGUCAUCUGAGAGCACCAACACCACCAUCGAGGAUGAAGACACCAGGGUGAGGAAACAGGACAUCAUCAAAGUAACGGAGCAGCUCAUCGAGGCCAUCAGUAAUGGAGACUUUGAGAGCUACACUAAAAUGUGCGACCCGGCUGUGACGGCGUUCGAGCCCGAGGCGCUGGGGAACCUGGUAGAAGGCUUAGACUUCCACCGCUUUUACUUUGAAAACUUGUGGUCUAAGAACAGUAAGCCGGUCCACACCACCAUCCUGAAUCCCCACAUCCAUCUGGUGGGCGACGAGGCCGCCUGUAUCGCCUACAUCAGAGUCACACAGUACAUCGACUCCAACGGCACCCCUCGCACCGCCCAAUCAGAGGAGACUAGGGUGUGGCACCGGCGUGAUGGGAAGUGGCAGAUCGUUCACUUCCACCGCUCAGGGUCACCCUCCACCCUAAACAACUAACAUCCUCCUCCAGAGUGGGUGGGGCUCCGAUGGGGCUGCUGUCGCCUUGACAACAGGAUGAUUGACAGCAGGCCAGCUGUUGUCUGACACCAACCAUUCAGCGUUUGCUUUGAGAAGUUGGAGGCGUUAGAAAGCCUCGUCAGUUAAUCCAUCUGUCAUCCAACCAGUCAGCUCCGUCCGCUCUCCCUGCUUUUUUAACUGACCAAUCAGCUCCCUCGGUGCAGGAACAGGUUGUUUCAUUGGUAGGAAACCUUGCAUCUCCAGCUAUACUCAAACAGCGCCCCCUGGAGUCAGAACCUCAUACUGAAUAGCACCUAUUAUUAGCUCCUCGUCAUGUUACUGAGCAUGUGCAGGAAUCUCUCUGUUUACACCAUCAUGUUCCUACGUCACAUCAGGCAUUUAUGACCAUUAAUGAACCCAAUCUGUGCUGAAAGUGAACAGAAUCAGAGUUCUUGGUCAGAACCUCUCCAUAGAUACAAGGUUUCCCCCUGCUGGUCAGUUUAGGUAUAUGUAGUAAUAAAUGAUGGUUUAUUGUUGUCCUCAGAGAUGAGCAGCCAGGUCGGCUUUAUGCUGAUGAUAUCCUGAUCAUCUUAGAGUUUUUUUCAGUUUAUUCAGAGUUGAUGGAACGCCUCCAUCUACAGCUGACGUGCCCUCUGUUGUUCAGAGAGCUCCAGAAACUUCCAGCUUCUCCAGCAUUCGAUCUUCCACUGACAUCCACCCCUCCCCACCCAGGGAGGGCCUAACGGGGUACCUUAACGAGCUGUCUGCUGCCAGUGCUCCUCCUCCAUCCGCUGAUGGAGGUUUACUGUUUGUCUGAUAUGUUUUCCAGAGAGAGGAAGAAAGCAGAGAGGGAAGGAAACAGGAAGAGGAAAAAGAAGGAAUCUUGAAAAAAGUUUGAAGAAUCCAGACUGUUCUUUAAUUUGAACAACUAGAUGUUUUCAGAACAAACCCAAACAGCCAAUCACAAGACAGAAGAACACAAGUUCACAUCUCUGAAGCAGGAAGGGUGACUUUCUCAGCGCGGUUUAAGUCCACCAGGUUGGACCCUUUUCCUCCCGUCCUUAGUCAGCGCAGUUCGGUUCUGUUGGACCUGGGCCGCCUUGCUUUGACUGUCUGACCCAAACUGAGAAGGUUCUCUGGCCAAACCCUGUAGAAUAGAACUGACCUGAGUCAAGUGGAGAAGGGUCAGUUCUGGAUCCAUGUCCAACCACAGCCCUGACUG